Anopheles aquasalis is the source of this 1629-nucleotide messenger RNA. RefSeq names its product Cyclin-dependent kinase 5 (gene Cdk5). The record is from RefSeq and is a predicted model, not a curated record. Gene Ontology annotation, cellular component: nucleus; cytoplasm. Gene Ontology annotation, molecular function: ATP binding; cyclin-dependent protein serine/threonine kinase activity. NCBI's taxonomy places the organism in Eukaryota, Metazoa, Arthropoda, Insecta, Diptera, Culicidae. Gene Ontology annotation, biological process: axonogenesis; neuron apoptotic process; synaptic vesicle transport.
CUUCCCAUUCACUGAUCACGGUGCGAUUCUUUGCCAAACAUUUUUUACUCUGUUUGUUGUGCGAUUUUGACGUGCGUUCCAUGCUCGCGCUUAAAAUGGGAGAUUUUUAAGUUUGUUUGGAAGAUAAAGGUGAUAAAAGUGAGUUCAAGUCGUUUCCCAUCUUCCGCCGUGUUGUCCCUUUGCAACCGCGCACCGAUCCACGAAACCACUUGGCCGAAACCAAGUAAAAGGACUCCCAAAUCCUUUGGCAAGAACUAACCAACCAACCUCACAAUCAGGCUCAGGAAACUUGCACUCCACCGUGGAAAAGAUGCAAAAGUACGAGAAGCUGGAGAAAAUAGGCGAGGGCACGUACGGGACGGUGUUUAAGGGGAAAAACCGGGACACGCUCGAAAUCGUGGCCCUGAAGCGUGUGCGAUUGGACGAGGACGACGAGGGGGUGCCGAGCUCGGCGUUGCGGGAGAUUUGUCUGCUCAAGGAGCUGAAACAUAAAAACAUCGUUCGACUCUACGAUGUGCUCCACUCGGACAAGAAGCUGACCUUGGUGUUCGAGCAUUGCGAUCAGGAUCUCAAGAAAUACUUCGACAGUCUGAACGGCGAGAUCGAUCCGGAUGUGGUCAAGAGCUUCAUGUAUCAGCUGCUGCGGGGGCUUGCCUUUUGCCACAGCCACAACGUCUUGCAUCGCGACCUGAAACCGCAGAACCUCCUGAUCAACAAAACAGGGGAGCUCAAACUUGCAGACUUUGGAUUGGCGCGCGCCUUUGGAAUACCAGUUAAGUGUUACUCUGCUGAAGUCGUCACUUUGUGGUACCGGCCACCCGAUGUUCUGUACGGGGCCAAGCUGUACACGACCAGCAUCGAUAUGUGGUCGGCGGGAUGCAUAUUUGCCGAGCUGGCCAACGCAGGACGGCCUCUCUUUCCCGGCUCGGAUGUCGAUGAUCAGCUGAAGCGAAUCUUCAAGCUCCUCGGUACACCGACCGAAGACACCUGGUCCGGCAUAACGCAGCUAUCGGACUACAAACCCUUCCCACUAUACCCCCCGACCACCUCCUGGAGCCAAGUUGUACCGCGGUUGAAUUCGAAAGGACGGGAUCUACUGCAGAAGCUGCUCGUUUGCCGCCCACUGUUGAGACUGAGUGCUGACCAGGCCAUGGCACAUCCGUACUUUACCGAGAACUGAAAGCGGUUCUAGCAGUUGCGGGCGCUAUUGACGAUCAAACCGUUGCAAUCCGUCACCAGCACCACUACGAGUCCGACCGAUUCGAGGGGAAAUGACGAGGAAGAUAGCGACCGUCUCUCGGCUGCCGGUACGAGCCGAACUCAGGAUCCGUCUUCUACAAGUGUUCCACUAGAAACAAUCUUCGAGUGACUGUAACAUCCUUUCUCUAGUCCAAUCGAUCUGCGAUGAAUGAUGAUUUCUGGUUUCCUUUCCUACUGGCAAAGACCAAAGACAGUCUGGCAACAAUGGCCUGUCUUGUGAACACGGAUAAGGUGCAUUAGCUUAUGCUUUAUGCUUUAUGAUUCCUUCCUAUAUUAAGAUUUCAUCUUUCGGCAAUUCUUUAAGGAGAAGUGAAUAGCUGUAGUAGCGGCAUAUAAAGACUCUCGUCCAUUCAUUCCCAUUCGCCUUUA